Molecule: messenger RNA, 1973 nt
Organism: Jaculus jaculus (lesser Egyptian jerboa)
Lineage: Eukaryota; Metazoa; Chordata; Mammalia; Rodentia; Dipodidae
Gene: Jmjd8
Product: jumonji domain containing 8
Exons: 9
Coding region: 5-811 (268 amino acids)
Cellular component (GO): cytoplasm
Source: RefSeq, a predicted model, not a curated record
GCUCAUGGCGGGGGCUGCGGGUCCUGGAGUGCUGCUCAUACUGUGGACGCUGCUGGCUGUGGCUCAGCCUGCAGCCGAGCCGGGCGAUGGCGACGGGGGCUGGCGGCGGGGCGCGGCCGAGGUGGUGACGGAGGAAGAGCGCUGCACUGUGGAGCGUCGUGCCGACCUCACCUACGCCGAAUUCGUGCAGCGCUACGCCUUCCUCAGGCCCGUCGUCCUGCAGGGACUCACAGACAACUCGAGAUUCCGGGCCCUGUGCUCCCGAGAAAAGCUGCUGGCCUCCUUUGGGAAUAACGUGGUCCGCCUGAGCACUGCCAACACCUACUCCUACCAGAAAGUGGACCUGCCCUUCCAGGAGUAUGUGGAGCAGCUGCUGCGCCCCCAGGACCCCGCCUCCCUAGGCAAUGAUACCCUGUACUUUUUUGGUGACAACAACUUCACGGAGUGGGCACCACUCUUCCAGCUCUACUCUGCACCUCCAUUUCGUCUGCUUGGAACCACUCCAGCUUAUAGCUUUGGAAUUGCAGGAGCAGGUUCUGGGGUGCCCUUCCACUGGCAUGGGCCUGGGUUCUCAGAAGUGAUCUAUGGUCGCAAGCGCUGGUUCCUCUACCCUCCUGAAAAGAAACCUGAGUUUCACCCCAACAAGACCACACUGGCCUGGCUCCAGGACACAUACCCAUCCCUGGCACCAUCUGAACGGCCCCUGGAGUGUACCAUCCAGGCUGGUGAGGUGCUGUAUUUCCCUGAUCGCUGGUGGCACGCCACACUCAAUCUGGACACCAGUGUUUUCAUCUCUACCUUCCUUGGCUAACCAGAGCUCAUGGUACCAACAUGUACCCAAAUGGUGCUCACAGACUUUAUUACAGGACAGUGGCAGCAGCAGCAGCAGCAACCUCAGCCCAGCCCACCCUCAGCUGCUUCCCAGCCUAGAAGGGGGACAGGAGAGGCUCAUGGCCCAGCAAGGGGUAUUCUGAGGGGGAGCAGUCCACAGCCCACCAGCAGGACUGAUGGGGGCAGGCCCAGGGACACAAACGAUGUACUGGGACAGGGGCUUGUGUCCCAGGACCCUCCUGGGCUACAGUGCCAGGCAAGGCGGAACGAGGGAUCUCAGUAGUCCUCUACCCAGCCGUUCUCAGAGAUGAACGCAUCGAUGACCUCCUUCAUGGCCAAGUUCGGGAUGAGCUGUUCCUGGGUCAGAGGGCUCCGAGUGACAGGGUCAAAGUGGCCCACACGCUGCAACAACACGGUCACAGCACUCAGUAGCUGGAGUUACACAUCUGGUCCUGCUUCCAGUGUCCAUAGGCCCUUACCUGCAGGUGCUCCUCAAUGUCCUUGCGGUCAUAAGUAAUGCCACUGGGUGUAAUACAGGGUUCCCGCAUCAGCUCAAAGCUGAUCUUGCCACACAGGUAGUCGGGGAUAUCUCUCUUCUAUAGCACAAUAGGACAGUAUCAGGGACGGGGAAGGGGACACCACUCCAGGCCCUGGACUCACAGGCUUCAAGAACACUCACCUUUCUCUUCUCAUCCACCUGAGAGAAGAGCUCAUCCAUGUCUGCCAUGUACUUGUCCUGCAAAGAAUGGAGCACCAGUGUGCACAACUCAAACCUGUACACACACAACCCACCACCCUGUGUCAGAUAGGAGGGACACUCGGGUCACAUGUUGGCUGACAGAUCCACUGUGGGCUAAGGAACCUCGCUGCCACACGAUCAUACACAGACCCACAUGUGGACCAGGGGCGCUCUCACGUGCUUGGCUUCAAUGCAGGCCUGCUGGGCUCGGAUAUGCCCAUCAUCCUCGUCACCAUCGUGGUUCCUCUGACACUCUUCCAGCUCCCUGAAGAUCAGACAGGAGCUGGUCAGAGAUGGACGUGAACAGAAGACACCAGAGCCCACCCCACAGCAGGCCUCUUUCCCCCUCAGCUUCCUGUGUGCCAGCGUUGGCCUUCAAUAAACACCUGUGCUGGUGACUCAG